AUGCAGUAUGAAGACAUAAAGAGUUUCGCAUUCACCGCCACAAAGGCAAUGCUCUGUGUCACUAGGGCCUUGAGUUUAAUAUUCUCACCACCAUACUCUCCACUCCGCAACAAGACCCACAUGGACUGCCGUCCCAGAAUCCUCCAUGGCAGUAAUGUCUCGAGGUCUACUUCUCUUUCUCCUCCAAGAGAAGCACACAGAGUGGUCAGUGGUGAAGCCACCAUAAGCCUCCCAGAAUGGCAGGCGUGGGGUACUUCUUCUCCAGUACCCGCCAUGGUUACAGAGAUUGUUGAGGACUUGAAGGUUUUGGAGAGAGAGACAGAUGCCCAGAUGAGUUUUGGAAGCAAUCAUGGCAAACUCCAGGUAAACGAUUCAACCCCAUUUCAGUUUUUUCUCUUCCGGAAAAACAAUGUCUGGUGCCUUUAUCCUAAUAAGAAUGCAGGGACGAAGUCUGUUCAGGAUAGCUUCGCUAGAGAUCCUUCAACAGGCAUAGAUUUCCCUCCAAAAAUGACCAAUGGUGAUGAAACUAUGAACUUUAUUUUGAUCGAUGGUACAUGGAGCAAUUCUGCUGCUAUGUUCAGGCGUUUGAAGGAACAAGCAAAGUUGGUUUGGGGAGACGACCUUCCUUGCAUCUCACUCUCUGCAGGUGCAUCUGCAAUGCACAAACUUCGCCCUCAACCAUCAUGGGACCGUACCUGUACAGCAGCCGCUGCUAUUGGCCUCCUCUGUGAGCUGCAAGUUCUGCCAGCAUUUAGCUCACUUGGUUUGGAUAAGAAAGCUGAAGCACUUGAGAAUGCUCUGGAGGUUUUGUUGCAAGCUCUUACAGACCGACGUCUUCGCAUGGGCAGGUCCAUUACUCGCAGAGAAAGACACAACCGUGACAUCUGCUAA
Ilex paraguariensis (yerba mate) is the source of this 891-nucleotide messenger RNA. The record is from the annotation of a GenBank genome assembly. Lineage: Eukaryota; Viridiplantae; Streptophyta; Magnoliopsida; Aquifoliales; Aquifoliaceae.